Messenger RNA from Vicia faba (fava bean), 1155 nucleotides. NCBI's taxonomy places the organism in Eukaryota, Viridiplantae, Streptophyta, Magnoliopsida, Fabales, Fabaceae. The record is from the annotation of a GenBank genome assembly.
AUGAACUGUAACCACGCCACUCUCCUUUGUCUUUCUCUCCCACCACCACCACUGAAUUCAAAUGGCGUGAUUUUCCCAAAAUGCCAUUAUGCAAUCCCCGUUUCCAAGAAAACCCUUUUGUGCAAACCGAAGCUGAAGAGAAAAACGAUUCUUCUUAGAAUCAAAGCUUCGUCAAAGGAUGAUAAUGCUCAAUCACCAAAUUGGUCUAAGUGGAUUCCCACUGGCUCUUUUGCCGCUGAUAGAGUUUUCAGAUUGAUUUCAAGCGCUACCGCUAGUCCCAUUGGACAGUUUGUUUCUUCCCCCACCACGUUUCUUCACUCUAUCGAUCCAAGGGUCAAAUUGUUAUGGCUUUUGGUUCUAGUUGUUCUACCGGCAAGGUCACAUAUAAUUAUGCGAUUUGGAUUAGUAGCAUACUUGACUUUGCUUUCAAUUUGGGUUCUACCAAGAAAUGCUUGGAUGGAUCAAUUGGGGCGAGUUUAUUUUCUAUCGGCAUUGUUAUUCAUAACAUUAGGGCUUGGUUCAGAUGGUGUGCCUGCACUUGUUCAGCCAAGAACUCCACCACUUGCGGUGACGGGGAUUCCUAAUCUUCCUGUAUCUUUAACAGGUUACUCAUAUGUAAUCUCAAAGUUAGGUCCAUUAACCUUUACGAGGAAAGGAUUAUCUGUUGGAAGCACGGUUGCAUGUUUGACUUUUACAGUAUUCCAAAGUGCAAGUUUAUGUCUCACAACCACAACACCUGAACAACUAGCAUCUGCUUUGCGAUGGUUUAUGCUUCCUCUUAGAUACAUAGGCGUAUCUGUAUCAGAAAUUGUGCUUACCCUUUUACUGUCAUUGAGAUUUAUCAGUCUAGUUUUUGACGAGGUCCGGAACAUUGCUAUGGGAAUUGUAUCUCGUAGGGUGAACUGGAAACAACUAACUGUUAUGGAAACAAUUGAUAUUUUCUUUAACUACUUCCGUCGCAUCUUCAAAAAUAUUUUCAGCCAUGCAGAGCAGAUUUCUCAGGCUAUGAUAGCUAGAGGUUUUAAAGGGGACGUGGAAACUCACAAAAUUUAUUUCUUGUCCGAAUCAUCUUUUGGGAUGGGAGAUGUUGUAAGUUUAUUGUGCUUGUCAGUUGUCAUCGGAGCUGCUCUCCUGUCCGAUUACUACCUUGUCUAA